AAGAAAUUAAAAAAUAAAAGCGCUAUAGAUUUUCAGAAAACUGUCCCGCCAAUGACGUCAGAACUUGGACCACCAAGUAGCCAUUUCCUAUAAUUACAGUCAAUGUCAACUGUCGUUGAAUGUUUCGUUUUGACUAACCAAGAUUGAUAUAUGGGAAGGUUAGUUUUGACGUAUAUUUAAUAAAUAUUUUCUUUUUUAAUGUAAGAUGCCCCCGACAAUACAGAGCGGCAUAAGCCCCUCUGUGGAGAAACGACCUGUAAAACCGAUAGAAAAAAGAUCCGAUUUAAUAUGCAAGGUAAAAUACUGCAACACGUUGCCCGAUAUUCCGUUCGAUUUGAAGUUUAUAUCGUAUCCAUUUGAAUCUUCAAGAUUUAUACAGUACAAUCCGACAUCUCUGGAAAGAAACUACAGGUAUGAAGUUCUGACUGAACAUGAUUUGGGGGUGAGCAUUAAUUUGAUUGAUAAAGAUACUUAUACUGUUAAACCUGGGGCACAACUAGACCCAGCUGAUGAGAAAUUGCUGGAGGAAGACAUUCUCACGCCUCAAGAUUCUAAAAGAUCUCGUCACCAUGCAAAAUCUGUAUCAUGGCUGAGAAGAACUGAGUACAUAUCCACUGAACAGACGCGGUUUCAGCCACAGACAAUGGAUAAAGUUGAGGCCAAAGUUGGAUUUAGCAUUAAAAAAGCACUCAACAAUGAAACAUUGUAUAUGGAUCGAGACUCACAAAUCAAAGCAAUUGAAAAAACCUUUUUGGAUUCCAAAGCCCCAAUUGAAAAGCAUUAUAGUAAACCAAAUGUUGUUCCUGUAGAAAUUCUUCCAGUAUUUCCUGAUUUUAAUUUGUGGAAGUAUCCUUGUGCACAGGUUAUCUUCGACUCAGAUCCUGCCCCUGUAGGUAAACAGGUUCCUGCUCAGAUAGAAGAAAUGUCACAAGCCAUGAUAAGGGGUGUCAUGGAUGAAAGUGGUGAACAGUUUGUAGCAUAUUUCCUGCCCACUGAAGAAACAUUAGGAAAACGCAGAGAAGACUUUGCCAAUAACAUCCCUUAUCAAGAUGAUGAAGAAUAUGAAUACAAGAUGGCACGAGAAUACAACUGGAAUGUCAAGAGCAAAGCAAGCAAAGGAUAUGAGGAAAACUACUUUUUUGUUGUUAGAAGUGAUGGUAUUUUUUAUAAUGAGCUUGAGACCCGAGUGCGUCUUAGUAAAAGGAGGCAAAAAGUGGGCCAAGCACCUAGCAACACAAGAUUAGUUGUAAAACACAGACCAAUGAAUGCCAAUGAGUUUCGAAUGCAAAGAUAUAGGGAGAAACAGCUUGAACCACCAGGUGACGAUGAUGAAGAACUGGAACUGGAAGAGAUUGAAGAGGAAAAUGAACAGGGCAAUGAAAGUCAAGGGGAAUCAGAACAAGAGAAAAAUGAAAAAGCUAAAGAUAGUGGUAAUGAAAGCAAUGAAGAGGGAAGACAGUCUCGGGCGUCGUCCAGAUCAUCUAAAGAUUCAAGAAAAUCCCGUUCCAGAUCUAAGUCUACAUCAAGGUCCCGUUCCCGAUCCAAGUCAAAGUCAAAGUCAAGAUCUCGAUCUGCCAGUGCAUCCAGAUCGGGUUCGCGAUCAAGAUCACAAUCAAAAUCCCCCUCACGGUCACGGUCACCUUCCAAAUCUCCUUCAAGAUCUCAUUCUAGGUCAAAGUCAAAAAGCAAAUCACCAUCAAGAUCCAAAAGUAAGUCACGAUCUAGAUCAAAGUCUGGUUCAAGAUCCAGGUCAGUAUCAAGGUCACGAUCUAGAUCUAAGUCAGAAUCAAGAUCACGCAGCAGAUCAAGAUCUGGGUCUGGAUCAAGAUCUGCGUCGCCUUCUGGAUCUGCCAGUGAAUAAAUUACCUUGCAAUAGAAUUGCCUGUGUGAAAAAUAUAUUUUAUUGAAUAUUAACCUGGAUUAACGUUUU
This is a messenger RNA of Cylas formicarius (sweet potato weevil), 1930 nucleotides long. RefSeq names its product RNA polymerase II-associated factor 1 homolog (gene atms). The transcript has 2 exons. Lineage: Eukaryota; Metazoa; Arthropoda; Insecta; Coleoptera; Brentidae. The record is from RefSeq and is a predicted model, not a curated record. Gene Ontology annotation, biological process: transcription elongation by RNA polymerase II. Gene Ontology annotation, molecular function: chromatin binding; RNA polymerase II complex binding. Bases 206 to 1861 code for a protein of 551 amino acids. Gene Ontology annotation, cellular component: Cdc73/Paf1 complex.